This is a messenger RNA of Rhopalosiphum padi (bird cherry-oat aphid), 2045 nucleotides long. Its product is annotated as syntaxin-16-like. Gene Ontology annotation, biological process: vesicle-mediated transport; vesicle fusion; intracellular protein transport. Gene Ontology annotation, cellular component: endomembrane system; SNARE complex; membrane. Bases 347 to 1381 code for a protein of 344 amino acids. The record is from RefSeq and is a predicted model, not a curated record. The transcript is spliced from 7 exons. Gene Ontology annotation, molecular function: SNARE binding; SNAP receptor activity. Lineage: Eukaryota; Metazoa; Arthropoda; Insecta; Hemiptera; Aphididae.
AAAAAAGCAUUAGAAUCAAUUUAUUCGAAAUUCUACCAUAUCUGAUUUACUUAAACUUCUGUUCCUCUUAUCGUUGUAAUUCGUCAUUAUGGAUAGGUAUAAUGUGCGUCGUCUUAGCACUGAUAUAUAUAUAUAUAUAUAUAUAUGGGUUCUAACACUAUUCAGUAUUAUGUACGAUAUUAUAUAACGAAAUAAAAAUUAUUUACACUGUAUACCUUCAUAAAACGUAGACAAUUUUUUCCUUGCGCGUGCUCAGUAUAACAAACGUUCCUGGAUGGCUAUAAGGUGCGAUCACCACUCGGGCUCCGGAUUCAUAUGACUUCCUUAAUGUCAACACUCAUCUACUAUGUACAGCAGGGAGACUCCUUCGAGCUAUCAAUUAGCAAAUAUGACUACAAGAAGUUUCACCAACAUAUAUAUGCUGAUGAGAAAAAAUUGUAUGCACACUAUCCAUUCAUUUAAAGAAUCUACUAAGCAUAACGAUUAUGAUACAGAUAGUGAAGGAUGUGUUAACGACGAAGUGUCGUUAAUGGAGGCCGGUCGAGCUAUUGACAUGCGAUCUCAGGAAAUAUGUCCACCUCCGUGGACCGGACUGUUUGAAGAUGCUCAAUGUUCUAUUGCCUGGUUACAGAAUAAAUUAGAAGAAUUGCGUUCGUUACAAGAUGCACAUUUGUUGAGACCUACAGCCCUCAAUGAUUCUAAUUUGCAAGAGAAAUACAUCCAAAAUCUUACAUUAGAAAUUACUAGAAUAUUUGCUUCAACCAAAAAAACAAUUAAUCAAAUCCAAUUACACUCGAAUGGAAUAUUCGACAACAAAGAAUCCCAACUUUCGUACAACGUGUCGUCCGCUCUGAUGUCAUCGUUACAAAACGUUUUCAACGAAUUUCGAAAUUCACAAAAAGUCUAUCGCAACAAAAUCAAAAAUUUAGAAGGGAUAUCGUUACAAAUGCUAUUCGAAACCAACGACAACAGUUCUAAUUCUAAUUCAUUAUUAAGUAUUAACGAACAAUGUUCGUCGAAUGCUUUUGGACAACAGUUGCAGAUGUUACAGUCGAAUCAAACGCGAACAUUCGCUGCUAUACUUAUCGAAGAGGAAAACGCUAAAAUGGCCGUACAGUUGGAACGCGAAGCAAAUCAGAUAGCCAGUUCUAUUGUUGAACUCAACAACAUAUUUAAAGACGUUGCACACAUGGCCGUUCAACAAGGCAAUGUUUUGGAUCGGAUAGAUUACAAUAUUGAGCAGGCUGAAAUUAAAGUUAAACAAGAUGCAGCGAAGCUUAUAGAAUCGGAAGAUUGUUACGAUCGAAAGAUUAAAUGUAUUUUGAUUUUAGUCACCAUUAGUUUUGUGUUGUUAAUUCUUUUGGAAAUAACAACAUUUUAAUAUGCUUGUGUUCUAUUAAGGUUCUCCAUUUUUUUGUUUACCAAAAAUACUAGUUGAUUAAACUAUUUAUUUAAUAUACAUAAUAUGUUACAUUAAAUUAUUUUGUUUAUCAUAACUUUUAGUUUUAAAAUAAUAUUAUACUAUUAUUUUGCGCCCGUCUAAUAUUGUACGAUUUAAUAUAUUUUGUUCAAAGUUAUACUAAACGGAUUAUUUCAUAUAAAUGAAUCGUGGUAUAGCAAUUUGUUCUAUAAAAAUAUAUUUUCCAUUAAAAUCCUUAACUGAAUUUAAUGACCGUUUGUUAUAGCUAUUAACAUUUUUUUUUUUGUUAUCAAAUACAUCCACAUUUCUCAAUAUAUAUCGAUACCUUUCCAUCUUUGUGUUUCUGAAUUUCUACUGCAGUUGUUUAAUUAAAUGUCUAAUAGGUAGACAGGUGAUCUAAACUUAAUAGAUCAUCUACAAAAGAUUGAACUUUUAUGUCUGUCUAUAAAUUCGUAUAUUUUCUAUAAACCUAUCCAAUCUCGGCAAAUUAUUUUUUUUUGUCCGAUUUAUUAUAUUAUAAUCUUGUUUGUAGGAAUUUUGGCUUAAUUUCAAAAAUCUUAAAGUCCAUUUGUAUCAAUAGGGGCACACUUUUUAAUUGAUAAUUUAUAUUUUUAUAAUGGAAUUG